AUGAUCUCGUUUAGGAAGAAGGACACCCGACAGAAAAAUUCAAACGAGGAAGAAUCUGUGGAGAAAAAGUCCGGCAAACUGAGUAUUCGUAAAAGGAACUCUGACGAAGAAUAUUCUCACGAACGAGACUCUCAUAAGCGGAAAUCUGAUGGAAAUCGUCGUCGUAAAAAGGAUCGUCUUGAAAAAAGUUCUUCCGAAUCGUGGAGUUUAACGGAUGAAAGCGAUUCCUCCGACUCGAGUUCUGCCAGUUCCUCUGAUAAAUCUAAUAAGAAACACCAGAAACACCGUGAAUCUAAUUCCACAGAUAGAAAAAAGAAAGAUGAUUCGCAGUACAGGAAACUGUACGAAUGGAACAGACGUAGGUAUUUGGAAUGGAAGAGAAAGAUAGACUUGAAGAAGAAAAUAAUAAAAGCAAAGAAAAACUUAGAUACGGAUAAAUUAAUGAGCAUUUGUAAUAUAUUAGAAGAUAGCGAUCAGCAUGAAGAUCAAAUAAGAAAAUGUGUAAAAGAUUAUUUGUCUACGAAAGAUGAAUUUAAUUUUGUAACAGAUCUGUCGUUGAUUCGUCUCCUAUCGUCUGACGAGAAUAAAGUUAAUAAGUCUGUAGAGAUAGAAAAUGAAAGUGGUUUUGAAAUAAAAGUUUUAAUUGAAGAUGAUUCACAACCUGGUGAAGAUUCGAAACAAGCUGAAACUGUGAUCAAAACGAUUGAUAAAGUAAUCAAUGGCGGUGGAAUUUGGAAAGAAAUAGAAACUGUCAACGUAACGGAUGAUGAACAAGCAGCUGUUGACGGAGACAAUGGUUCCGAUAAGGAAGAAAAAUUACCCGGUAAAAGCAAGACAAACACAGCUGAAGCAACUGGUAAAGGACAAGCAACAAACUCUACUUUUCGACAACAUAAAGUUAUUUCAGCGGGUGGACAGGAAGUAGUGAUAGAAUCUGGUUCAAACUCAGGAUCAGUUGUAGUUGAAGGAGGAAUCAGAAUUUCGGGCAACACCGAGACAGGAAAGGCAAACGCGAGAAAUUCCAAGGAUGCUGCGAACGAAUCAGGGGACUCAAACGCUCAUGAAUCUGCAACAUCAAAAUCCGAAAAGGCAACUUCUCGAUCAGCUUCGCAAAGCGAAGCUUCUAGAGAAUCAGAAAAUCAACGUACAACCGAACCUUCCAGUUCUAAAUCAAAAACAGCUAUUGAUGACGCUCCCUCCAGCAACGAUCGUGCUACGAUUAGACCAAAUAACUCUUUAGGUGAAAGUUCACCAUCUAGCGGUGGUGCCAGCGGAUCAGAGGAUUCGAAUAUUAACGAAUCAUCAACUGUGGCAUCUCGACAAACAACUUUAAGGGCUCGACAAACAACGUCACGAGGUCAACAGGCAGCUUCUCAAUUAGCUUCACAAACUGGAGCAUCCAGAACCUCAGAAAAUGAGCAGACAACUGAAGCUUCUAGCUCCAAAUCUGAAACGGUUGUCAGUGAUAAUUCAUCCAGCAAUGAUAAUAACACGGAUAAACCAAACGAUGCUUCGGAUAAGAGCACAGCACCCGGCAAUGAUACAAGUGAAUCGAGAAAAUCAGUUUCACAAACUGGACCGCUGUCUAGAGCAUCGAACAACGUUUCAAACGAAAAAUCUACCACUAAUGCUGGCGAAUCGGGAGAUUCGAGCGUUAGUCGACCAGCGACAUGGGGAGUAACAUCGGUAUCUCGAACGGAAGAUUCUGAAGUAACACGAAGACAACAGGCUAUUGAAUCGUCGACUGUCAAACCAGUUAACAAUGGCAGCGUUACAUCCGAAACAGGCAACGGUGUAGAUAACGGUGAAACAUCCAUCGAUACCAGCAAACAGGCAGAUGCUAGUGCCAGCGAGUCUAGUACAUCGAGGAACGAAGAAAUACGAACGUCUACGACUCGGAGCGUAGAUUCUUCGUCCACGAUGACAUCAUUGCUGGAAAUUUCAAGUACCAAAUCUGAAACUACUACUACCAAUGGCAGUGUCGAUGUUUUCAGUAACGUAGAUGACGGUGUUAAACCUACUGACAGUGCAGAUGCACAAACAGAUUCAAAUACCAGUGAAUCUCCAACAUCGAAGGCUAAAGAAACGACAUCACCUGCUUCUCAAACAAAAAAUUCUGCACAGACAAAUGAAGCAUCGACUUUGAAGCUGAAAACUACUCCUAGCGAUGAUAAUACUGGUCUAUCGAAUAAUGUAGAUAUUACAACUGAUACAAACGAUGUUUCAAAUAAUAGUAGAAGACCUGGCAGUAAUACUGGCAGUAAGGACGAUCAUGCUACAGCGUCGAACGACGAGCAAACAGCAUCAUCUUCGCAACCUGAAACUUCUAAUGUUACAGAUGGACAGCAGGAGAUUGAAACGUCAAAUCAGGAGUCGGAAACAACUCGUGUAAUUACCGAUGGCAAUGAAACGAGUACAAACAGUCCCAAUGGGCAAACGAAACCAAGUGUUAGCGAGUCUUCAACGUCAGAUACAGAAGCAGUUUCUGUUUCUCAAGCUGAAGGAAGUUCUAAUGCGACGCAAACGAUACAGGUGACCGGAACAUGGAACUCCGAUUCAGAAACGACGAGUAAUGCGGAAAAUACAAAUAAUGCAAAGGGUACUUCGAAUAAUAGCGGAAGAUCAACUAGCAGUUCUAAUCGACAAACGGAUUCAAACGAUGAUGAUGGAUCCAUCGCAACAGAAAGCGAAGAAACAACAGCUGCUAGUUCUCAAGUCAAUGGUUCAACUGUAACAGGAGAAAAACAAGGCAGUGAAACAUCAAGUACACAAGCGGAAACCAAUCUUAGUAACGACAGUGCCAACGCUAUUACCGUUACUGGCAAAAAUCCCAAUGUUAUCACUGUGACUGAUGACAGUGCCAAUAAAAGUUCGGACGGCGAUAAUUUAAUCGCAAGUAUUAGUUGGCAAACAGAUUCAAAUGCUCAAACAACAAAUUCGAACGAUAGUAAGACUAGUACGAGAAGCGUGCAGAGAAUAUCUCCCUCUCAAACUGACAAAUCUAUCGUAAGUGGAACAGAACGAUCGACUGAAACAGCGGAUACUCGGACAGCUUCUACCGUCGAAUCUUCUAACGCAUUAGAUGGUUCGAACAUUACGAUUAUUGUUAUUAAUGGUACAGAGAAUGAUGGAACAUCUGCCAGCGUUGAUAGCGAAACAGCAAAUUCUAAUAGCAGUGAAUCAGUAACCGCGAGAGCAGAGAGUGAAACUUCUACCGAUUCAGAUGGAGGACUUGCCACUGAAGAAUCAUCUUUAAAGUCAAAAACUACCCAAACUGAUAAUGAGAUUAAUACAUCGAGCAACAUAGGCGAAACAACUGAAACGGAGACAACUCUAAGUAACGAAGAAACCAUUUCAUCUACCGAUGAAAGUAAUGGGCAAACAGACUCAACCGUUACCGAAUCCACGACUGUAGAAAACGUACGAACAUCGGCAUCUUCCUCUCAAACUGAAGGUGAUUCCAGUGGUCCAGUGGAAACAGAACGGUCGGUUGAAGCAUCCGGUGCUCGAACUGAAGCAGUUGCUACUGACGAAUCUGCCGGUACAUCAAGCGGUUUGAACACUACGAUUGUUGUUAACGAUGCUACAGAUAGCGAAACAUCAACCGGUGCUAAUAGUGCAACAUCAAAGAGCGCCAAUAGCGAAACGACGGAGUCCAGCGCUAGCGAAUCAACAGGUUCUACUGCUAAUGAAUCGACAACAGCAGGAGGAGAAAUAGAUACAUCUUCUCCAAGAAGCGAAACUUCUACCGCGGCAGGUACAGAAGUUGCAACUGAAGAAUCACCUUCGGUGUCAGAAACAACAAUAGCUGAUAGUAACGUUAAUGCAUCGAGCAGUAAUCGUGUGGUAACAGGUGAAACAGACGCUGCUGUAAAUAACGAAGAAACGUCUACCAACGAAAACGAUGUGCAAACAGAUUCAAGUGCUACUGAAUCCAUAACUUUAAAAAGCGCACAAACGACAUUGUCUUCCGCCCAAACCGAAGAGUCUAGCGUAUCCGAAAUAGAACAAUCGACUGAAACGCGGAGCGUCCAAUCCAAAAGAGUUCCUACUAAUAAUAGUAUCGAUAAUAUGUAUAAUAAUAGUAGUACUAGCAGUGGUAUUUCGAAGAUUAACGAAAAAUCAACGACCAGUCUCGGCGAAAUAGAUUCAAGUCCCAGCGAAGCUACAACUUUGGAAAACACUCAAACAGAACCAUCCAUCGUUCAAGCUACCGAUGCCGUUACAAAAGUAGCAUCAACAACUGAAUUGCAAACUCUGCAACUAGAAAUCAUUCUUACUGAUGUCAAUGGCACUGUAUCGGAUUCUUACAUAGUUGUACUUGAUAAAAACAGUAAUAAUACAGAUAGUAUCUUGGAUAUUAUUAACAGAUUACCUAACAGUAGCAGCAAGCAAACAAAUUCAAAAGUUAAUAAAUCUGCUACUUUAGGAGAUGCGGAAAUAUAUAACACACUCGCUUCAGAAGCAGUCCCAUCGGUUCAACCGAAUACCAAUGUAAAACCGGAAUCUCCUAUAGUAGGGAUAAAUUAGAAAUGAUUAGAAGAGAUGUAAAAAUACGUACGUCGAUACCGACGUGUGGUAAAAUUGUAUUAUUAUUCAUUAAAAGUUACUUGGGAUCUCUCGUCGAAUAAUUUACUAAUUAACAAUAUCGGUGAAUCGAUAAAGAAAUAGUUACAGGUUACAGACUUGCCUUUUAUAAUUUCAUGAUUUUACGUACAAUUAUCCUCGAACAGGGUAAUCAGAUAAUUUCUAAUUUGAAGAUUUAUUCGUAAAGAUUUCAUUUGUUUUAUUACGAAACUUGUUCCUUGUUUAAGAGAGUUUAACUUGUGGAUUAUGCGAAACAUCUGUUGGUAGAUACUAAUAAUUUAUAUAAAUGCAUAAAGAGAUCUAAGAGAUAAAAGGAAUUUACCAACGUUUUUAACUGGCAACUUGUGACUUGCAAAAUUUCUCUAAUAAUACUGGUUGAACUCUGUGCAAAAGAUCCCUGAUAGAACGACAUAAACAUUCUUUAAACGUUGAUUUCUAUUCUUAAUAAUACAGAAUCGUUAAAAGAGUUAUCGUUUGAAGGAAAAUACUAUACCGUUAACUAUAUUACGAUAUAAUUAACGAUCGGAAAGAUUAUUCAAAUUUAUUAGGAGUCAGCAAUCAUUAAGAAAACCUUACGUCAUGCAUUUCGGUCAAAUCUUUCAGAUAUUCGUUGAAAAAUGAUGACUUGGUGUAACAUAUAUAAGUAAUAAAGAUCAUAGUUGUAAAGAAAAAAAGCGUAUAAUGUUUGUCAUUUCAUCACAUGAUAUAAGAGAUAAACGGUGACGCUCUGCUGUUGAACGACUUGAUUUAUGGAAUUUACGAUAAUAAAUACCCAAAAUGGUCGUUCCUUUCAACCAUUCGCAGCAAAAUAAUAUCUUGAAAAAUAUUCAUUAGAAUAUUUUACAUUUUAUCAAGAUAAACGAUACUACGUACGAUGAACGAUAAAACGAUACCAAUAUAUCAAGAUAAACGAUACUUUUCUACUUGCUUAUUUUUUCCACUACAAAAUAGCGGUGUAAAGCUUCGAACAGCCUGUAUCGAUUCAUAUAGUUUUAUUAAAAAGCCGAAUUACAAACGUUCGAUAAGUCUGUUAAUUGGCGACUAUUCGCCAAUACGUAUACUCGGAAGUGUCGUCGAAUUUUUGUAAUCUUCUUAUCGCAAUGCUUAAUUACGUAUACGAAACGUAGAACAAUUUGUUUUAAAUAAAAUUUUGUACAAAAGGAAGAAAUACCGACCGCUACAUAGCACUCUUUAGGAUAACGGCGAUUACUAUUUCUAUGUGUACGCGUAUACAUAGUUACAUAUACGCUCGCUUGUACGAUACGAAUAAUUUUUAUACGAAUAAACGAUAUUCCAAUUAAGGAUCUUUACAAAUUUAAAUGCUAAAUAACGAAAAAUGAAAUAAUACAAAAUAAUGAAAAUUAUGAUUUUUCCCGAUCGAACAGC
Molecule: messenger RNA, 5973 nt
Organism: Bombus terrestris (buff-tailed bumblebee)
Lineage: Eukaryota; Metazoa; Arthropoda; Insecta; Hymenoptera; Apidae
Product: serine-rich adhesin for platelets-like
Exons: 4
Coding region: 1-4530 (1509 amino acids)
Source: RefSeq, a predicted model, not a curated record